Molecule: messenger RNA, 1533 nt
Organism: Aspergillus terreus NIH2624
Lineage: Eukaryota; Fungi; Ascomycota; Eurotiomycetes; Eurotiales; Aspergillaceae
Product: retropepsin-like aspartic protease
Exons: 2
Coding region: 1-1533 (510 amino acids)
Source: RefSeq, a predicted model, not a curated record
AUGACCCAAUCAGACGUACUUGCAAAGGCAGCGCUGAUGGGAUCGUACGAUCCCCACAAUAUAGAGCGGGAGCUGCCCACGGCGGCGGUAAAAAGAGGGAAGACCUGCUUUUCAUGCCUCUCCGAGCCCAUUAAUGAUGAGAUUCUUAAAGGUGUCGACCUGAGAUUACGCUUGCAAGGCUACCGUAUUAAUUACAAACUUUUCCAACGGUAUGACGAUUUGCAGCAGCGCCUGCCCUGCACAAGAGUUCCCGGCGAGUGUGAGUCGACGCCGCUAGGCGUCAGGUCGAAGGUGAGGGAAGCCCGUUUCUGGGAAUCUACCCAUAUCCCAAUGAUCCCUGUCCCAGGGAAAAAUGCACCCGAAGUUUCCAGAUUUUCUUCGGCGUCAAGGCAAUACCUUGUGGAGGGAGAUGUCAAUGGGACUCCAGUGGAGGCCCUCCCUGACAGUGGUGCGGACAUGUGCUUCAUAUCACCAAAACUAGCCUGUGAUCUAGGUCUCAGUCCUGAUGCCUGGACACAGAAGAAGAUACAACUUGCCAACAAGAAGUGCGUCCAAUCACCUGGAAUGGUAGAGGUCGCAUGGAGAUUCGCCAAGGAACAAAAGCCGCACAUCUUGAACUGCUGGAUCCUGCCAGGAUGUGUUCACGAUAUCGUCCUAGGAAGCCAUUUUCUAAACGCGACGAAGACUCUCACCACGUUCAAAAAUCGCAUCAAAUCAAAACUGGUUGAUUUGCCGAGGCGAUUGCGGCUAAGGCUUCUAGGUGAGGAGAAGCAGCGCUUGUGGGGAUACCUCGACGGUCAUCUAACCUCAGCGCUACCGGACACGGGCUCGGAUGUUAUGCUAAUCUCGAGCACAUAUGCACGGAAUAUUGGGCUGCUCGUUGAUCGGGAUUUCGGGGAAUUGCUUGAGGUCGAGUUCGCCGACGGAACUACCGCCUGGACAAGUGGCGUCAUACGAGAUGUGCCAUGGGAAGUCGGGGGAACAACAGUUCGCUGCGACUUCCAUGUGCUGGAUGACCUCUGCGUUGAUGUUGUCCUAAGCAAGAAUUAUCUGUUCGACCUGAAUGUCUUUUCGGAAAGCAGUGAAUACUUCUUCAACGUCAAUUCGGACGACGACCUCUUCCAGCUCUCUAACAUUCGUCUUAUCGGCCGGUAUGGGGACACCCUAAGUAUAUUGGAGGAGGAGUAUUUGCAAGACGUGGCUUCCCCCGCCGCCUUUGGUCCCGAAUCGGUGCAAAGAGAGCUAGCAAGACGAGACCAGAUCCGCGAUGAGAUUUUUGCCUUGCAUGAGAACCAACGGAAAGCGGCUACCCAAGCGGAGGCUGAGAGACAACGACGAUGGGAGGACUUAAGGCAAACACACCAGACAAGAUGGAUAACUGCCUCAUCAGCCAGUCUCCCAUCCGAGGGGUUGUCCGGGAAUGAUCUUCAAGGGGCGACCACCCGGAGUGGCUUUUGGAAGAAAAAGGCCGGCAUAAGAUAUGUUUCCUUCCGAUCCCCUGAGACGGAGCACAAGGCCGUAGUGACACAUUGA